Rattus norvegicus (Norway rat) is the source of this 1249-nucleotide messenger RNA. RefSeq names its product similar to human chromosome 12 open reading frame 76 (gene C12h12orf76). The record is from RefSeq and is marked validated. The coding region runs from base 29 to 247 and encodes 72 amino acids. The transcript is spliced from 2 exons. NCBI's taxonomy places the organism in Eukaryota, Metazoa, Chordata, Mammalia, Rodentia, Muridae.
CGCGCUCCGUGCGCUGCGGGCUGCAGAGAUGCUGCGCGCGGUGUGGCUGCGGUUGUGUGCCGCGCUCUGCAGCCUCCUGCUGGGACGGGCCGAGGCCCCGAGCCCCGGGGUGCCGCCGGAGCGAAGCCGGCCCUACACGGUGCUGCGGGGGCAGAACCUGGUGUUGAUGGGAACCGUCUUUAGCAUCCUGCUGGUGACGGUGGUCCUUAUGGCGUUCUGUGUCUACAAGCCCAUUCGUCGACGGUGAUGGCCACACAAGGAAGCCCUGCUCCAGGUUUCUGGGACAGAAGUCGUGUUGCACAUGGGCCACUGGAGACGGUGGAAUCAGAACUUCUGGGCAGAUGGUAAAUGCUUCAGGGUGAGGAAAGCCUCUAGAAGUAACUGUUUCCCUCACGUCAGCUAUUGGCUACUGAUCUCUUCCCUUCUGUUUGGGGCACUGGUUAAAAGUUAAGCCCAAAGCUCCAAGGUUCCUCGUAAAGACUUUUCCAUCGCAAAGCAUCUAGAAGAACCACACUGAGAACUAAUCACUAAUGCUUGAACUAGUAAGAGGAAGACCUAACACGUAGACCUCCCCUGCUUUCAGCCUCUCUGUCGCAGUGUGUCAAUCACACACGGGGGCCAGCAAGAUGGUUCAGCAGGUACGGGCACCUGCCAUCAAGGCGGAUUUUGAUUCCUGGAACUCACCCGAUGGGAGGAGAGGCCAGUUCCAUGGGUUGUUCUCUGGGCUCUACAUAGGAAUACAUAAACAUAAAACACACCACGUCUCUUAUUCUGCUGAGCUGCCCUCGAAUACCCUGGUUGCAUGCAUUGCUGAUUUGGGGAACUUAGUCAUCAUUCCUUGCAGCCUUGGCGCCCAGCCAGAGUUGAGUCUGAGGUCUGCGAUCGUGUGUCCCCCUUUGCCUGGAAGGCUCGGGGUGGCAGCCUGAGCCGGUCUCCCUUUCUCCCUAGUGUAGAGGGUUCAGCCAUGUGUCCCCUGUUCAAGCUGCUGUGUUUACAAGACUGUCUACUUUUCGAGUGCUGCUACUGAACUAGAUUUUCCCUGUGGGUACUUCCCAUUGUUAGAGGUUAUGAGUAUUUAUUUUAAUUUGCUGUGAAGUUGUUGUUAUGCUUAAUAGUGGAUUCCCCUCAAACACAGCACUGGUCUUCUUGUGUUUUAACUUAACAGCCUGCACUGAUGUGAACAGCACCUCACUGUGGGGUCACGUCUGGAAAUUGUAACCCUGAGCCAUUAAAUGUCAGUUAAAUCGAA